Besnoitia besnoiti is the source of this 867-nucleotide messenger RNA. RefSeq lists its product as uncharacterized. The coding region runs from base 1 to 867 and encodes 288 amino acids. The record is from RefSeq and is a predicted model, not a curated record. Lineage: Eukaryota; Apicomplexa; Conoidasida; Eucoccidiorida; Sarcocystidae. Gene Ontology annotation, biological process: protein folding in endoplasmic reticulum. The transcript has 7 exons. Gene Ontology annotation, cellular component: membrane; EMC complex.
AUGGAGGUCGUCUUGCUCGAUGAUCGGAUCGCGGUCUUCGUGCUGUUCCCGAUCUUCCUCGCCGUGGUGCUUGUCUCGAUUCUGAGACAAAACCUCGCCGCGGCCGUACGAGCGCCGCGAACUCCAGAUCUUCAGCGCCUUCAGCUCAACUCGCUUCUGCAGCGCGUCGGUUUGCUGCGCGGCUCCAACGGGCGGGUGCUCCCUACGGCGGCCUUUCAGGGCCGGGUGACCUUCUACACAGACCGCGAAUGCGGAGUGAUGGGCUCGCUCCUGCGUGAAUUCGACGGACAGCAGAAUCCCAUGAAAACACUCGAGUCUUUCGCGAAGCAAGAUCCGCAUCAGACGAUGGGUAUGCUCAAGGGGCAGAUGUCCUUCAUCUUCCUGCAAGGCGGCAUGGCUUACUUCAUCAAUUACCUCUUCCCUGAUUUCCUCGUCGCGAAAAUGCCUUUCCCUCUCACCUUCCGGUUCAAGUCGAUGCUUCAGCGAGGAAUUGACUUGCCCUCCCUGGAUGUUACUUAUGUCUCCUCCCUGUCUUGGUACUUUUUGAUUAUGAUGAGCAGCGGAGGACUGUUGCAGCUCCUGUCGGCGUUGUGGUCUAACCAGCAGGAGAAACUUCAGCCGCUUGCAGAGGCGCGCGCCGAAGAGCAGACAGGCGUUCAGGCGUUGAUGAUGAUGGAUGCAGCAAUGCCACCGAUGAUGAUGAUGCCCGGCAUGGGCGGUCCCGACCCGAAGAAGCAGCUGACGCAGGAGCGCGACGCUCUCGAGAUGACGACACACCACUUCGCACUCGAAGGCAUUGAGAAGCGCUUGCUUUUGAAGUUUGAGGAAGAAAACAAGGCUUCAGCUGGGGUUGUGGAGGCGCGUUAA